Notothenia coriiceps (black rockcod) is the source of this 2687-nucleotide messenger RNA. Its product is annotated as cell wall protein DAN4-like. NCBI's taxonomy places the organism in Eukaryota, Metazoa, Chordata, Actinopteri, Perciformes, Nototheniidae. The record is from RefSeq and is a predicted model, not a curated record. The transcript is spliced from 4 exons. The coding region runs from base 115 to 1146 and encodes 343 amino acids.
GCAACCACCACAACUGAAGUCGCAACAACUGCAGCUCCUACAACUGCAACCCCCACAACUGUAGCCCCCACAACAGUAACAACUACAACUGCAGUCUCCACAACUGGAGAAUCUAUGACUAUAGCCCCCACAACUCCAGCCUCCACAACUGCAACCACCACAAAUGAAGUCGCAACAACUGCAGCUCCUACAAGUGCAACCCCCACAACUCUAGCACCCACUACUGUUACAACUGCAACUGCACCCUCCACAACUGGAGAGCCCACGACUGCAGCAACUCCAGUCUCCACAACUGCAACAACCACACCUGAAAACGCAACAACUGCAGCUCCUACAACUGCAACCCCCACAACUGCAACCCUCACAACUGUAGCCCCCACAACUGUAACAACUACAACUGCAGCCUCCACAACUUCAGCUCCUACGAGUGGAGCCUCCACAACUUCAGCUCCUAUGAGUGCAGCCUCCACAACUGCAGCCUCCACAACUGUAACUCCUACGACUGCAGCUUCUAAAACUGCAACCACUACAACUGAAGUCGCAACAACUGCAGCCCCAACAACUCAAACCGCUUCAACAGAAGCCCCCAAUACCGCGGCCCAUACAACUGCAGCUACAACAACAGCAGCCCCUACCGCUGUAGCUGCUACAACUGGGUUCCCUCCAACUGUGGGCCCCACGACUGCAUCAACAACAACAACUGCAUUUUAUACUACUACAGCCCCCACAACGGUAACAACUACAACUGCAGCCUCCACAACUGGAGAACCUACGACUAUAGCCUCCACAACUCCAGUCUCCACAACUGCAACCCCCACAACUGUAGCCCCCACAACUGCAGUCCCCACAACUGCAACCACUACAACUGCAGUCCCCACAACUGUGUCCUUCACAACUGAAGUUGCAACAACUGCAGCCCCAACAACUCUAACCCCUUCAACGACCCUGAUCAUAUCGACUCCAGAAGAACCAACAUCACAGGGUUUAUCACUGGCACACCUACAGAUGAGAUUAACUACCUUUGGGGAUGUCAGCAAUGGAACCAUUAUUGCACUUGUUAAACAGUUUUUUGGUGACCAGCUCCCGAGUGGAACAGCCCACACAGUUACCGUGACAAACCUUCAAAGGGUUCAAGUGUCCCCAUAGAAACUUCAUGUAGAUUUAUAAUGAUAACAGAACUUAACAAUUUCAUCAUAUCAGGAAAGAGUCUUUCAUUUGUUUAUAUUGUUUUCAGCUUGUGCACAACGUAUUAAUUGUCAUUUUACUCCAAUAUGUUGCACUAUUCUCCAAAUCACUCUUAGUUGCAAGAGACGGUGUGUUUGAUCAAGGUCAAAGGCUUAUAUUUUAGGCUCACACCCCCCUCUUAUGUUUUCUUUAUGAUCUUUCUAAAUGAACUCAAUCUGAUUAAAAAACACUUUCUCUCUCUAUAUACCUUAAGACCCAUUUUCACUUUUAACCAAACAAUAUUCUUGUGUGUGCUUUAUUUCCCGGAAUGUGAAAGGUGAGUUAGUGUAUUAGGCUCAAGUGUCAAAUGAAUUGCAGAGUACAAUAGGAAGCUCUAACCCACCAUCUGAACAGUCAAAGAGGUUUUAAGAGGUGGUAAUACAUUCCCAUGCUCUGAGAUUAAAGGAGCAGCUGCCAUGGUGACAAGUCUGGUAACCAGGAAACUAUCCUAGUAUAUAAAUAUUAUGACUCCUCCUUUUAACCGUGCAACGUUUCACACAAAAUCUAACCCCAGUUAGUUGCAGCCCUGUUACAAUGUUUGACAAUUGUACACCAAAUGAAUGGCCUGUUAAACAGUACUGACAAAAUGUAACAAAAUGUUAUGUGUAUUGAAUGGGAAUUUGUUUUGCUUUGCACCAUCAAUAAAACAUAAUUAUACAUAUUUAGCUUAUGCAAUUGGUCUUUCCAUUUAAUUGGAAAAGCAGAAUAUGAAUGGACUGCUUUACUCCAACGGGUGGCACUUGCCUUUAUGUGGUGGUGUCAGUGAGGAGGACGCUGUGAUGCACAGCAAGUAUCAUGGACAACGACUCUCACGCUCUCCAACAUGUGAUUUAACGUAAUGGAGCAUAAAGGGCAACAAAUUGCACAAUAGGCGCUAUAAUAGAAAUAAAUAUUGAAAUUGUUUAAUAUACAUGUACCUGUAGAAAUGUAAUAUUGUACAAACAUAGCUAUAUGACACUUUUCAUAUAUAUCUAUGUUUAAUGAGUUAAUCAUAGAUAUAUGAGAAGUGUCACAUAGCUAUUUUUAUGAUCAUGAAGUAACCUGAGUUAAGAGCAACUUGUGAUCCUUAUCUUUAACCACCUUUGUUAAUAUGUUUGCAUUGUCUAUAUUUUACACUUGCACCUUUGUUGGUAGUUUAUAUUUCCCCUAUGUCUUACUUUACAUUAUAACUGCUGCACAGCAUUGAAUCAAGUUGUUCUUAUAAAAAGGGUAGAAAAAGGUCUUAUAUGUUUUUAGUAAAUUUUGAUUUUAUGCAUUAAAAUUGAUACAAGUAUAAAUUACCCCCUACAGGUUCUUCUGAAUUUAUAUUUGUUACGGAGAAAAUAAUGUCUAUUAAUAUGAGUUGGCAAAUGUCUUGCAAUGUGUUUAAAUCAUAGUAACAUUUUAAUGCAAUAUAGGAAAAGUUAUUAAAAACUAAUAUCACUCAUAACAAAUAUAUAUUUCAUACAAGAGUAUUUGUUUAU